AUUUGCUUGAUUGUAAGCUAAUUUUUCAUGGCCUCUUUUCACCAUAGAUGGAGUUUGACAAUGUUCUUGGUGGUUGCAACAUUAGCAAUCAUCGAUCGAGCAAAUGGCGCGGGCUAUGGUGACACCCCUAGGGGCUUUCAAGCAACAGCUUGGCAACCCUCUCAUGCUACGUUCUAUGGCGAUGAGAGUGCUUCAGCUACCAUGGGGGGAGCUUGUGGAUUUGGAAAUUUGGUCACAUCAGGUUAUGGAACAGAUACAGCAGCAUUGAGCUCAGUAUUAUACAACAAGGGAUUUGCAUGUGGACAAUGUUUCCAAAUAAAAUGUGUGCAGUCAGACUCUUGCUACUCAACAAUUGUAACAGUGACAGCAACAAAUCUCUGUCCACCAAAUCCUGCACAAGACAGUAACAAUGGUGGUUGGUGUAAUCCACCUAGAACACAUUUUGAUAUGGCCAAACCUGCUUUCAUGAAAAUUGCUCAAUGGAAGGCUGGAAUUGUCCCUGUUUCUUAUCGCAGGGUACCCUGUGUUAAAAAAGGUGGAAUCAAGUUUAGUCUCCAAGGAAAUGGGUAUUGGUUAUUGGUAUAUGUGAUGAAUGUUGGUGGAAGUGGAGAUAUUGCAAGUAUGUGGGUGAAGGGAACUAAAACAAGUUGGUUAGCUAUGAGCCAUAAUUGGGGAGCUUCAUAUCAAGCAUUUGCAACUCUAAGUGGCCAAACACUUUCUUUUAAGAUCACUUCUUACACAUCUAAAGAAACAAUUAUAGCUACUAAUGUUGCACCUUCUAGUUGGCAAGUAGGAAUGACUUAUCAAGCCAAUGUCAACUUCAACUAAUGAUCAUGUAGUCCUAUGUUUUUUUGGACUUCUCAAGCAUUUAUUCUUGAUUUUUU
Messenger RNA from Solanum tuberosum (potato), 884 nucleotides. RefSeq names its product expansin-A18. Gene Ontology annotation, cellular component: extracellular region. The transcript is spliced from 3 exons. The record is from RefSeq and is a predicted model, not a curated record. NCBI's taxonomy places the organism in Eukaryota, Viridiplantae, Streptophyta, Magnoliopsida, Solanales, Solanaceae. The coding region runs from base 28 to 828 and encodes 266 amino acids. Gene Ontology annotation, biological process: plant-type cell wall organization.